GUGAGGCGGCGAGUCAUUCUGCCAUUUUCUUUCCCCCCCAAUUUUCCUUCUUCUGUCCCGCUUCGUUGGCCUAACUAACUGUCCAUGAUGGAAUGAGUCAGUCCAAAGUGAGCUCGUUUAUUUAAAUCGUCUCCCUCAUCUCUAUUUAUACAAUCAAGCAUAUCUCUUCUUUAUCCAGGUCAUCAAGAUGACCGACGCCAACGCCAGCCACGCUGCUGGCCCGCGACUCCAGAGAGUCGAUUCCCAACCUGAGAACCCGUUUUCACAACUCAUUACCGAUCAGUCGAUUGCUGUUGUACCUGAAUUCACCCUUGAAUCGGGGGUAACUCUGUACAAUGUUCCAGUGGCAUACAAAACCUGGGGCAAGCUGUCCCCAUCCGGAGAUAAUGCUCUGGUGAUCUGCCAUGCUUUGAGUGGCAGUGCUGAUGUCGCGGACUGGUGGGGUCCCCUUCUGGGUGGUCCCGGCCAAGCGUUUGAUGUGUCGCGGUUCUUCGUCAUCUGCUUGAACAGUCUGGGUAGUCCGUAUGGGAGCGCCAGCCCUGUGACAUACAAGGACGGUGACCGAAGCAAAGAAAGAUAUGGCCCGGAGUUUCCCUUGACAACUAUCAGAGAUGAUGUUAGAAUCCACAAGCUCGUUCUAGAUGAUCUGGGUGUUAGACAGAUCGCUGCUGUGGUUGGAGGAUCCAUGGGAGGAAUGUUGACCCUCGAAUACGCUUAUUUCGGCAAAGACUACGUGCGAGCUAUCGUCCCAAUUGCCACAUCAGCACGGCACUCUGCUUGGUGCAUCAGUUGGGGAGAAGCCCAGAGACAGAGCAUCUACAGUGAUCCUAAAUACGAGGAUGGCUACUAUGCCUUUGACGAUCCUCCAACCACUGGACUAGGUGCUGCUCGUAUGUCAGCCCUUCUCACAUACAGGAGUCGCAACUCCUUCGAGUCGAGGUUCGGUAGAAACGUUCCCGAUCCCUCGAAGCGGCAAAACAUGGAUGGCAAAGAGAGGCUUCCCAGCCCACCAAAUGAACACUGGGCUAUCCAUAACGAUGGUCACAAGAGCACACGAUCUUCCCGACCCCCCAGUGCGCCUGGCUCUCCCACUCCUCAGGCCGAGGUGCAGUUCACGGAUCCCCAAUUCAGUGGAACCACCACCUUUACGGCUUCCGUAAAACCUACUAGUCACGGUUCAAACGCCACGAGACGGCCAACCACCUACUUUUCGGCCCAGUCGUAUCUGCGUUACCAAGGCGAGAAAUUUGUAAAACGAUUCGACAGUAACUGCUAUAUUGCAAUUACCCGCAAGCUGGACACCCACGACGUGUCUCGCUAUCGUGCUGAUCCAAAAUCUUCCGAUCCUGUCAAGGACGCCCUGUCGCUUAUUCAACAACCUGCUCUGGUCAUCGGAAUUGAGAGUGACGGACUCUUUACUUUCGAAGAGCAGAUGGAAAUCGCCGCUGGAAUCCCAGACUCACGACUGAAGCGGAUUGAAAGCCCGGAGGGUCACGACGCUUUCCUGCUUCAGUUUGAGCAGGUCAACCGUCAUAUCCUGGAGUUUUUCCGAGAGGUGCUCCCAGAUAUUAUGUCCAAAGAGGCAAACGACGCCGCUGUUGACACAGUGGGCAAGUUGACCAAGAGCAGCACAUUUGGAGAGGCUGAAGUGGAGGAUAUCACAGCUUGGUAAAAGAGGACGGGGGAUAACCCCCUUGUUCGGCCGAGUUUCAGCACUACUGUGGUCACUUAUAGAGACCUCGUACCGUGCUAUGCCGUCGGAGAAGCAGGUGUGGAUGAGAAGCUUCUUGAGAUCAGACUGAUAGUCGUUGCUCUGUCUGCUUGGGUUGUGGAGCAGCGACAUCCCGCGGGGGAUGUUGCGGAAGACGAGUGAACCAGAUUCGGAGAUUUACAAACUUUCAUUUCGCAACGAAUCGGAGAGAAGAGCAUCCAACUGCCUCUCUCGCAGAUAUUUGAAAAGAAGCAUCCAACUGCUCUCCAUCAUGUCUCCUUUUCAGCAGUCCGUGUUUUAUACUCUUCUCAAAGCACGAAGGCUUGCUAUCUAAGGACGAUGGGCCCUUGUACAUACACAUCGAUGUACUCUACCAUAUUAGUCAUUUUCCAUGAUACCUGUUGCUGGACUACACAAUGUAGAAUAGAUGGCACAUCUACUUGCAUAUAUAGUGGU
Paecilomyces variotii is the source of this 2167-nucleotide messenger RNA. Its product is annotated as putative homoserine O-acetyltransferase. The coding region runs from base 188 to 1672 and encodes 494 amino acids. Gene Ontology annotation, molecular function: homoserine O-acetyltransferase activity. Gene Ontology annotation, biological process: L-homoserine metabolic process. The record is from RefSeq and is a predicted model, not a curated record. NCBI's taxonomy places the organism in Eukaryota, Fungi, Ascomycota, Eurotiomycetes, Eurotiales, Thermoascaceae. The transcript is spliced from 3 exons.